This is a messenger RNA of Anthonomus grandis grandis, 4047 nucleotides long. RefSeq names its product ATP-dependent RNA helicase DHX8 (gene pea). Gene Ontology annotation, biological process: spliceosomal complex disassembly; mRNA splicing, via spliceosome. Lineage: Eukaryota; Metazoa; Arthropoda; Insecta; Coleoptera; Curculionidae. The coding region runs from base 172 to 3855 and encodes 1227 amino acids. The record is from RefSeq and is a predicted model, not a curated record. Gene Ontology annotation, cellular component: intracellular anatomical structure; catalytic step 2 spliceosome. Gene Ontology annotation, molecular function: RNA binding; RNA helicase activity; ATP binding. The transcript has 14 exons.
CAAGCUACCCUAACCUUAUUAAAUGUUGUGAUUUUUACGUAUUGAUAUGAAUUGUAUUUACAAUUUGUAAUUUUUAUAUUAUUAAUAUAAUUUUAAUUCAAAACUACUUUUAAGCGUUACUGUUCGCUAGUGAAGAUAUUUUAUUCUAGUAAUUAAAUAAAAGCUUUAACCAUGGAUGAAGUAGAGAAACUGGAAUACCUUUCCCUGGUAUCAAAAAUAUGUACUGAACUAGAAAACCAUUUGGGAAUGAAUGAUAAAGAUUUGGCGGAAUUCAUCAUACACCUCUCAGAAAAAAAUAACACACUAGAUUCAUUUAAAAAAGCCCUAUUAGAAAAUGGAGCUGAAUUCUCAGACUCAUUUAUGUCGAAUCUAUUGAGGAUAAUUCAUCAUAUGAAACCUAAAAAAGGUCAGCCUAAGAAGGGCGAUAUUGACAGAAUUGAAAGUGAUGGUUUGGCAUUUAAAUUUCCGGGCCUCGCUAUGCCGAAUAGAGCACCAGAACCCAUGAGUGAUCCGGAAGAAAAAGACGAUGAUGCAAAAGGAAAAAUUUCAAAUCAAGAUAAUGACAUUGUGGCUGAUCUGAUGGCUCAACUUGAAGCAGAUGCUCCUUCUGCAAAUAAAGCGAAAGCUUGCAGUCCUGCUAAAAGGCAAAGGUCUAGAUCCAAAUCGAGACACAGAUCUAAGUCAAGAUCGAGGUCAAGAGACAGAAGGCGAGACAGAAGAGAUCGACACUCAGAUCGGACAAGAAACUAUGAUAAAGAUGGUAGAAAUUAUGAUAGAGAUCGACAUAGAGGUGAUAGAAGGGCUAGAGACAGAGAUAGGGAUAGGUCAAGAGAGAGAAAUAGAUCAAGGGAAAGAAGAAGAUCAAGGGAUAGAAAAGAACGUCGAAGUAGAUCUAGGAGUAGGAGUAGAAGAGACAGAAGGAGUGAUGACAAAAAGUAUAAAUUUGAUAGAAGAGGUAGCCCUGAAUUAGAUGAUGAUCCUGUACCGGGAAAAAUAUAUAACGGUAAAGUAGCAAAUAUAGUACCUUUUGGAUGCUUUGUUCAAAUAGAAGGUUUGAGACGAAGGUGGGAAGGUCUGGUACAUAUUUCCCAAUUGAGAGCAGAAGGCAGAGUUACUCAAGUAUCUGAGGUAGUUUCUAGAGGGAACAAAGUAAAGGUUAAAGUUUUAUCACUAACUGGCCAAAAAGUUUCACUAUCAAUGAAAGAUGUUGACCAAUUGACCGGAAAAGAUUUGAAUCCAUUGUCUCAUGCUCCACAAGAAAGGGAAGACAGAGACAGAAAUCCGGACAGGCCAACUCACAAUAGUACUUCGGUACUUCGUUUACCAGUAAAUAUUGAUGAAAACGAGGAGGAUUCAAGAAAAAGGGUCACUAAAUUAUCUAGCCCUGAGAGAUGGGAAAUAAAGCAGAUGAUUUCGUCCGGUUGCAUAGACAAGAGCGAACUGCCCGAAUUCGAUGAAGAAACCGGUCUUUUACCGAAAGACGAAGAAGAUGGCGAAGCAGAUAUCGAAAUUGAAUUGGUCGAAGACGAACCUCCAUUUUUGAAUGGACAUGGUCGAGCGUUACACGAUUUAAGUCCUGUUAGAAUUGUGAAGAAUCCUGAUGGUUCUUUAGCACAAGCAGCCAUGAUGCAGUCCGCUUUAGCUAAAGAGAGACGGGAACAAAAAAUGCUUCAGAGGGAAGCAGAGGUGGACUCUCAACCUUCUGGAAAAAAUAAAACUUGGAUUGAUCCCUUACCUGAAGAUGAAUCAAAAGCAAUGCCAAGUAGAGGUAUAGGUUUGCAAUCUCAAGAUCUACCAGAAUGGAAAAAACACGUUAUUGGUGGUAAAAAAUCAUCCUUUGGAAAGAAAACUAACCUCAGUAUCAUAGAACAACGACAAUCUUUGCCCAUUUAUAGACUAAAAGAAGAAUUAAGAAAGGCUGUAACUGACAACCAAAUACUAAUUGUAAUUGGGGAAACUGGCUCAGGAAAAACCACACAGAUUACCCAGUAUUUAGCAGAAGAAGGUUUUACGGCAAGAGGUAAAAUCGGUUGCACCCAACCGCGUCGUGUGGCCGCCAUGUCGGUAGCCAAAAGGGUCGCGGAAGAGUUCGGUUGUAGAUUGGGACAAGAAGUUGGUUACACUAUUCGUUUUGAAGAUUGUACCAGUCCUGAAACAAUUAUAAAGUACAUGACAGAUGGUAUGUUGCUUCGAGAAUGUUUGAUGGACCUCGAUCUGAAAGGAUAUUCAGUCAUUAUGUUGGACGAAGCGCACGAAAGAACAAUCAAUACUGACGUCCUGUUCGGUCUCUUAAAACAAGCCGUUACCAAAAGGCCUGAACUGAAACUUAUUGUCACUUCCGCCACCUUGGACGCUGUCAAAUUUUCUCAGUACUUUUUUGAAGCGCCUAUUUUCACCAUACCUGGCAGGACCUUCCCGGUAGAAGUACUGUACACCAAAGAAGCGGAGACUGAUUAUUUAGAUGCCAGUUUGAUAACUAUUAUGCAAAUACAUCUUAGAGAACCGCCUGGAGAUGUAUUGCUGUUUUUAACUGGUCAGGAAGAAAUCGAUACUGCUUGUGAAAUUUUGUAUGAAAGAAUGAAAUCUCUAGGACCUGAGGUACCCGAACUUAUAAUUCUUCCUGUAUACUCUGCUUUACCAUCAGAAAUGCAAACGCGUAUUUUCGAACCGGCUCCUCCGGGCAGCAGAAAAGUGGUAAUAGCUACCAAUAUCGCUGAAACUUCAUUGACAAUCGAUGGUAUUUUUUAUGUGGUGGAUCCAGGUUUUGUCAAACAGAAAGUUUACAAUUCAAAGACUGGAAUGGAUUCACUUGUGGUCACACCUAUUUCACAAGCUCAAGCAAAACAAAGAGCUGGUAGAGCAGGUCGUACCGGUCCAGGAAAAUGCUAUAGGUUAUAUACAGAAAGGGCGUAUCGCGAUGAAAUGUUACCCACACCUGUACCCGAAAUUCAGAGAACAAAUCUCGCUACAACUGUCCUUCAAUUGAAAACUAUGGGUAUUAAUGACUUGCUCCACUUCGAUUUCAUGGAUGCCCCACCGGUAGAAUCGCUUAUCAUGGCGCUGGAGCAGCUUCAUUCCCUUUCGGCCCUUGACGAUGAGGGUUUAUUGACCCGACUCGGUAGAAGGAUGGCAGAGUUUCCACUUGAACCAAACCUCUCCAAGAUGUUAAUUAUGUCUGUGGCGCUGCAAUGCUCGGACGAAAUCUUGACCAUAGUGAGCAUGCUCUCGGUACAAAACGUCUUUUACAGACCAAAAGACAAGCAAGCGUUAGCCGACCAGAAAAAGGCGAAAUUCAAUCAACCGGAAGGUGAUCAUAUCACUUUACUAGCCGUCUACAACAGUUGGAAAAAUAACAAAUUUUCCAAUGCCUGGUGUUAUGAGAAUUUCGUCCAGAUAAGGACUUUAAAAAGAGCACAGGAUGUAAGGAAACAAUUGUUAGGGAUUAUGGACAGGCACAAAUUGGAUGUGGUGUCUGCUGACAAGAAUACUGUCAGAGUGCAGAAAGCAAUCUGUUCCGGUUUCUUUAGAAAUGCUGCCAAAAAGGAUCCCCAGGAAGGUUAUAGGACUUUGGUGGACAGCCAAGUCGUUUAUAUUCAUCCAUCUAGCGCUUUGUUCAAUCGACAGCCAGAAUGGGUCAUUUAUCAUGAGCUUGUCUGCACCACAAAAGAAUACAUGCGUGAAGUAACGACAAUAGAUCCAAAGUGGCUAGUGGAAUUCGCACCUGCUUUCUUUAAAUUCUCAGAUCCAACGAAAUUAAGCAAAUUUAAGAAGAACCAACGAUUGGAACCUCUUUAUAAUAAAUAUGAGGAACCAAAUGCUUGGAGAAUAUCUAGAGUUAGACGAAGAAGAAAUUAAGACAUUUGAGUUAGGAAUAAAAUGUACAUAUACAUAUAUAUAGAUAUAUAUGUAAUUGUGUAUAUAGAAAUAGCUGCAUGGUACAUUACCAGUAAUUUACGUUAACAUUGGUAAUAUUGACAUAAAAAAUAUAAACACCUUUUUAUUAAGAUAUUAUAUUAAGUGUAGUUAUAAUAAAAAUAGUCAUCUGUU